CCCAUUGAGUUUGCCAUGUAUUCCAUAUGGUUUUUAAUUAAGACAUGGAAUGCCGGGUUUUACGAUGAUAAAAGUGUUUAGCCGACGCGUUGUCGGCCUAAUAUCCGGCAACAUUAUAUUUGAUCAAGGGCCACCACCACAGUCACUCAAGAGUCGCUAACCUUCGAACCGUCAGUGUAGAAGACUGAUCACGGGAACAUCAAGCAGCUCGUGGUGGUUAUCGACAAGUGUUCCAUAUGCGCACCCAGGCACCCUUCCCAUGCCCUCUCCGCGCGCAACGCACAGUCGCUGGCUGAAGUUGAAUUAGUUAACCUGCGAGGCGUUGGGCACACUGGCUUGUACUGUGUCUCCUCUCAGUUUCAUGUAAAAGGGUGCAUUUUUAUUUGAAGGAUAUAUUAUAAAGUAAACUAGGUGCCAGUAGUUUGCGCCGAUACGCAGAUGCGCUUCCAUGCGCCUGUUCCAGAGCGCAACUUGCCGAUUAUUAUGGAGCGAAGCUACCAUGACCUGUAGCCUGUCGAUCGCACAAUUUGUUCCUGGCCAUGAACAAAAGGAAAUCAAAAACAAAGCCUGAGGCAAAACCAAGCAAAAGUCUCAAAGUAGACAGACGUUCUACGCAAGAGGAUGACUUUGAGGAUGACGACGGUUUGGAGGACCAUUCAUUUUCCACCUCGAGUUUGGGAGAUAUUGGUGUCAUCGAGAGCAUUACACUGAAGAACUUCAUGUGUCAUCAAAACCUCGGGCCAUUCCAGUUCGGCCCAAAUGUGAACUUUAUCGUAGGAAAUAAUGGAAGUGGAAAAAGUGCAAUCCUCACCGCCCUCAUUGUUGGCCUCGGAGGCAAGGCAACCAUGACAAACCGAGGAGUCUCACUGAAGGGAUUUGUUAAAAACGGAGAAGGCCAUGCCGAUGUUACCGUGAAGCUACGCAACAGAGGAAUCGAUGCCUUUAAGGGAGAAGUGUAUGGAGACUGCAUCAUCGUUGAGCAGCGCAUCGCCAAUGAUGGGUGCAGGCUGUGCAAGAUUAAAAAUAAAUCUGGCCAGAUCAUCUCCAAUAAGAAGGAGGAGCUGAUGUCUAUUUUGGACCACUUCAACAUCCAGGUGGAUAAUCCAGUUUCCAUCCUCAACCAAGAGAUGAGUAAACAAUUCCUCCACUCAAAAAGUGAAGCUGACAAAUACAAGUUCUUCAUGAAGGCAACGCUGCUGGAGCAGAUGAGAAGGGACUACAUUCACAUCAAGCAGACAGAGGACGUGACACGCGACCAAGUGGAGCGGCAGGAGGAGUGCCUAAAAGACCUGAGGCAAGACUAUGUGCUGAAGAAGGAGAGGUACGACAGCCUGGCGUCUCUGGACGAGAUGAAGAAGACUCUGGAGGGGCUGCAGAGGAAGAUGGCUUGGUGUCUGGUGAGGGAGAAGGAGUGGCAGAUUGAGCAUCUGAAGGAACAGAUUGAAAAAGAGGGUGAUGGCAAAUUUGAAGAAAAGCUUCUCCUCUGUCAGGCCAAAGUCACCCAGGCUAUGAAGAAAGUUCGUGACAUCCAGAAGAAGCUUGAAAAGGUCCGUGAUGAGGACACGUCUCUGACCAGGGACUACCAACGGUUCAAGGAAGAAGUGAAGGCCAAAAGUAAAGAGCAGAAAGGCCAGGAGGUCGUGUACUUUCGAGCAGAAAACAAACUCAAGCAACUGGAGAAAGAACAGUGCCUUCUCUCAGAGAGAAUACACAAAAUCAAACACAAUGAAAGUCAAAAUGUGGAAGUGGAACGCAACAAGCGUUUAAAGAAGAUGGCCGCCCUGAAGAAGCUACUGGAGAAACACGAAGCCCAAUCAGCCGCCCUCAAUCAGGAGCUGAAGGAUAAGCAACAAGCUCUGUUCAAAGGCAGAGAGGAGUUCGACAAACUCAGCAUGGAGGAGAAGAACAUCAAGGUGGCUUUAGAAGCCAAACUGAAGAGGAAGAACCAACUGCUAGCCAGCAGGUCCAACCGUCUUCGGAUGUUUGGGGAACGCAUGCCGGAACUCAUAGAGUCCAUCAAUAAGGCGCAUGCCCAGGGACGCUUCAAACACAAACCUGUUGGACCAAUAGGGGCCUGCAUCUCGGUGAAAGAGCCGUCUCUGACGGUGGCAGUGGAGAGCUGCUUGCGGGGCUUCAUGAAGACCUUCUGCUGCGACAACUACAGAGACGAGAAGGUCCUGGAGGAGCUCAUGGCCCCCCACUUCCAGCGGAGCUCUCGACCGCAGAUCAUCGUGUGCCCCUUCACGGAAAACGUCUACAAUGUCCAGGGCAGAGGAGUGAAGCACCCCGAGUUUCCGUCGGUGCUGGACAUGAUCAGCUGCACCAGUCCUGUGGUCACCAACUGCCUGAUUGACAUGAGGGGGAUUGAGUGCAUCCUCAUCAUCAAAGACACCGCUAUGGCCAGAAAGGUGAUGAUGCUCAACAGGCCGCCGCGUAACUGCAGGGAGGCCUUCACUGCGGAGGGGGACCAGGUCUACACCAACCGCAGCUACGCCCCCGAGAAGAACGUGCUCAUCAAGUACCUCGGGGGAGACCCUGAAGCCGAAAUCCGGCUUGUGGAGGCGGAGGUGGAGAACCACCGCGCCCAGCUGUCCCGCUUCCAGCUCCACCUCAGCUCUGUCAAGCAGGACAUCCAGGCCAUGGAGGACAAGAUGAACAGUGUCAUCAUCACAUGCAAGAAGAACCAGGCGAGUAUAAAUCAAGUGAAGACCUCCAUUUCUGAACUGGAAAACGUAGAGGAGUCCCAGGUGGAGGAUAUCAGCACAUUGGAGGAGGACGCUCAGGAAAUCCAGCAGAAAAUUGAGCUGGAAAAGAAGAAUGUGGAGAAGACCAAGACGGAGCUGGACAAGCAGGAAGAGGCUCUCAAGGACGUCAACGGCAAAUUCCAAAAUGUCAAGAAUAAAAUGGAAGAGCUCACUGAUGACACCGACCAGCUGAAGGAAGAGCAAGUGAAGGGGGAGGCGGAGUGCAGUAAGCUGGAGCAGACUCUCAAGAUCCUGGAGAAGAAAGCCAAGGCCCACGAAGAAAACAUCCAGACCAUACGCUCUGAGCUCACCGCCAAAGAAGAGGACAUUCAGGAGUGCAUAGAGAAGGCCAAACUGAUCUGCCCUGAGCGGCUCAGCGUGGACCGCAGCACGAAGAGUCUGGACACGGAGAUCACGCGCCUGCGACAGAAAAUCACUGCACAAGAGCAGAGCCACGGCGACAAGGAUAAAGUCAUCAGAGAAUAUGCAGAGGCUCAUGAAAACUACAAGAGUAAGUCCAGUCAGCUCAGGGAUUUAAAGAAGUUCAUCGAUUGCCUGGACAACAUCAUGACUGACAGACAAGCACGUUAUAAAACUCUUCGCAGGUCGCUGUCUGUGAGGUGUAAGCUUUAUUUCAACAACUUCCUGAUCAAGCUGCAAUGCUGUGGCUCUAUGAAAUUCGACCACAACAAUGAAACCCUCUCCAUAUCGGUGAAGCCGCCGGGUCAGGAGAGCGACAGUGUGAGUGACAUGCGUUCCCUGUCGGGCGGCGAGCGCUCCUUCUCCACCGUCUGCUUCAUCCUGUCCCUCUGGGAGAUCACAGAGUCGCCCUUCCGCUGCCUGGACGAGUUCGACGUCUACAUGGACAUGCAUAAUCGACGCAUUUCUCUGGACCUGCUUCUAGAGUUGUCGGAGAGGCAGCAUCUUCGCCAGUUCAUCUUCAUCACGCCCCAGACCACGAGCAAUCUCCCCAAGAGUGAUCACAUUAAAAUCCAUCAGCUGGAAGAUCCAGAGAGAGGCGGCAUCGAGGACGAGGAGGUCUCGCGCAGCAGGCGAUAGAAGUGCAGCUUAUUCACGUUAGAAUUUUUAUAUCACAGAAACUUUUAUAUUUUUGUUAUCGUUUGUAAUUGUUGAAUGGUUUUACGUACCUAUUUUAAAGUAGAAACGUUUUUAAUUCAUAGAAGGACCAAGGUUGUCACUGUGUUCUGUGUGAGGGUGUGUGUUUGUGUGUGUUGGGAGAGUGAGUUCUCUGCUCUAAGACUGUAAUUGUGUGAGUUAAUGCUGUGUGCUAUGCUAUGCUGCUAGCCAUUACGGUGCCUUUUGGAGGGUGGGGUUGACUAAACUGUUAAUUGUUAGGGGGAAGACCAUGAAUUGGUUUUAAAGGGACUCCCUAAAUUGACAAAAAAUAAUGCUGUUGCUUUUUUACUGUCUACUGUAUUUAUUUUUUCAGCCAAAGGAAAUAAAAAAUAAUAAAUAAAAAUAA
This is a messenger RNA of Engraulis encrasicolus (European anchovy), 4227 nucleotides long. It is a transcript of the gene smc6, whose product is annotated as structural maintenance of chromosomes 6. The record is from RefSeq and is a predicted model, not a curated record. The transcript has 27 exons. The coding region runs from base 540 to 3803 and encodes 1087 amino acids. Gene Ontology annotation, molecular function: single-stranded DNA binding; damaged DNA binding; ATP hydrolysis activity. Gene Ontology annotation, biological process: double-strand break repair via homologous recombination. Gene Ontology annotation, cellular component: nucleus; Smc5-Smc6 complex; site of double-strand break. NCBI's taxonomy places the organism in Eukaryota, Metazoa, Chordata, Actinopteri, Clupeiformes, Engraulidae.